Fomitopsis serialis is the source of this 735-nucleotide messenger RNA. RefSeq lists its product as uncharacterized. The record is from RefSeq and is a predicted model, not a curated record. Lineage: Eukaryota; Fungi; Basidiomycota; Agaricomycetes; Polyporales; Fomitopsidaceae. The transcript has 8 exons. Bases 34 to 735 code for a protein of 233 amino acids.
GGAAAUGAGCUCACUGGCGGGUGGGACUCGAGGAUGACAGUGCUGCAGUCUCCAACGUCGUCCAGACCGUUGCGUUGGCACUGGCAGUCGCCGAGCAAUGACUCGGAUAGUUGGGUACGUGUGAGUGCUCGAGGCGGAUACGGAGAACUCUUCAUGUCCGAAAGUUCCCCCGUCAAUGAACCGGAGCGCCUUACAUUGACUACUCCGACUAUCAACGGGCCCUCAAGGCUCGCAUUCAACCUCGUUACUGCUAUCAAAGUCGCGCGCGAUUUCGGUACCGACUUACCGCAGUCCAAUAAUUUGGCCGCGAGUAGUAGUACGCUUGGGUACGCUGUGUUUGGCGAGACGGAUACCAGCCCCGACGACAGCGCGCGGGAGAUGUUCGAGGUCCACUUUUGGGACGCCUUCAACUUCGACAAAAUGGCCCCAUGCCUCAUGCGCGAGGUCAACAGCACCACCCCGCCCCGGCAUGUCGUAUCAGUGCGCUCCAAAGGACGCGACUCAUGCGUUAGCAGCGCCUUGAUAGAGCAUAGAUUGCCAAAGGUGUCUGAAUACCUCGCCAGUGGGCGCGAGGCACUGCGCGAUGACUCACCAUAUGCCGAUUCACCAUAUGCCGCCCGACGCGGAGCGCCCCUGUACCCGGACUUGACAAUACUGAUCGCGAUGGGAUACAACUUGCAAGACGUCCACGCCCCGUUGGUCAUCUCCGAGGCGCACUUCAACCUCCGGUCGUAG